Messenger RNA from Aspergillus homomorphus CBS 101889, 1389 nucleotides. RefSeq names its product putative hydrolase, alpha/beta fold family. Gene Ontology annotation, molecular function: acetylesterase activity; monoacylglycerol lipase activity. Gene Ontology annotation, biological process: medium-chain fatty acid catabolic process; medium-chain fatty acid biosynthetic process. The transcript has 6 exons. The coding region runs from base 1 to 1389 and encodes 462 amino acids. The record is from RefSeq and is a predicted model, not a curated record. NCBI's taxonomy places the organism in Eukaryota, Fungi, Ascomycota, Eurotiomycetes, Eurotiales, Aspergillaceae.
AUGGGCUUGUUUUCCUGGGCUCGUCCGCGUGGUCGGGUCUCCUUCUACAGCGCCAAUGACAACAACCUCCUGUUGACCCGCAAGAAUAGCAAGUCUGGUGCCAAGGAACAGGUGACACUGGCAGAUCUCUGUCGUACAGCCACCCCUGAGACCUGUGACCUCAAUCCAUUCCUCUUCAAUGGUCAUCUACAGACUGCCUGGACCGCAGUAAAGUAUGAUAGUGUUCCGGUGCACUACAAAAGAUGGAUGUUCGAGGCGGACAACCAGUUGUUUGAUGGGCAUUUCGCGGUCGAUUUCGUCGUAGAUCCCUACCAACCAUCCAAGGAUGAUCAGACGUCUGAUCCUGAGCGGAAGUAUACCUUGCCAGACGGCCUUCCCGAGCGGACCUCAUUCUUCACCGAAGACGAAUUUGCGGCACUUCCAUCGGACGAUACAAAGCCCAUGUUGGUGGUCCUUCACGGCCUGAGCGGCGGAUCACAUGAGGUGUAUCUGCGCCAUGUGGUUGCGCCUAUGAUUCAGGAUAAAUCUUGGGAAGCGUGUGUCAUCAAUUCUCGAGGCUGCUCGCAAACCAAGAUCACUACCAAUAUACUCUACAAUGCCCGCGCCACGUGGGAUGUCCGCCAGGCUGUCAAAUGGCUACGGAAGACAUUUCCGAAUCGACCCCUUUUCGGAAUCGGCUUCUCCUUAGGUGCAAAUAUCCUUACCAACUAUUUGGGCGAGGAGGGCGACGCCUGUCAAUUGAAAGCAGCGGUGCUUUGCGCUAGCCCCUGGAACCUGGAGGUCAGCUCGGAAUACCUGAAGAGCAGCUGGCUUGGCCUUCAGGUAUACAGCAAAGUGAUGGGAUCGAGCAUGAAGAAACUCUUCGAGCAACACGUGGAAUCCGUCGCCUUGAACCCCCUGGUCAAUGUUGACGAAAUCAGAAAUGUCACUUAUCUGCACGAGUUUGACCGAGCGCUGCAAUGCCCCGCAUGGGGUUACCCCACUGAAGGUGCUUACUACCGUGAUGCUUCUUCCAUCGACUCCAUGCUUGGAAUUAAGAUUCCUUUCUUCGUUAUCCAGGCCGAAGAUGACCCGAUUGCUUGUGUUAAAGCCUUGCCAUUCGGAGAGAUCGCCAGAACUCCGUAUGGUGUCAUGGCGACUACCUCCUGGGGAGGACACCUCGGCUGGUUCGAGUACGGAGGUGACAGGUGGUUUGUCAAACCGGUAUCAAAUUUCCUGAAUCUGAUGGCUAAGGAGGUGGAUCACACCACCCCUGGCAAGGUUGAGCACCCCGAUCGCCUGCCACCUUACAUUGCUCGACCUACACAAGACGGCGAUAAGAUGCCCAAACCACUUUUCGGUCCUGUGCGGCGCAAGUUGGAUAUCAAGAUUGUACCGUCGUCACCGUAA